Messenger RNA from Homalodisca vitripennis (glassy-winged sharpshooter), 8067 nucleotides. RefSeq names its product probable H/ACA ribonucleoprotein complex subunit 4. The record is from RefSeq and is a predicted model, not a curated record. Gene Ontology annotation, molecular function: nucleic acid binding. NCBI's taxonomy places the organism in Eukaryota, Metazoa, Arthropoda, Insecta, Hemiptera, Cicadellidae.
AUGAAAAGUGGAUCCUGUAUGGUAACUGGACACGUUCGGGACAGUGAUGGGACUCCAACAAGACAAGCCCCCCAAGCACGUCCUAAACGAAAACUAUGGUCACAGUACGGCGGUCUGCAGCCGGCGCGAUCCACUACAAUUCUUUGGACGUUCACUAAACCAUCACAGCAGAGUCUUAUUAUGAGGAAACUGAUAAAGUAUACCGAAAAUUGUGUUAGACAGCCGGCACUGGUCGACAGAAGAGAUCCGAUCCUGCUCCACAACAAUGGCCGUUCACAUGUUACACAAAUCCUUGUCCGAAAAUUAAUUGAAUUGAACAUCGAAUUUCUGCCCCACCCACCAUACUUCCCAGACCUCUCGCCAACCAACUACCACCUUUUCCAGCAUUUCAAUAACAUUCUCACUGGUAGAACCUUUGCUAAUUGGGGUCAGUGUGUCAUCUGUGUCAACGCCAAAGCCACGAUGCAGACCUCUCCUUGCGGCCACCGGGUCGUCUGCCGCAAGUGCUUCGUCAAGACCAUCCAGAUGGCGGUAUCCCAGCGCCUGCUGCCUCUGCGCUGUGUCAUCUGCCGCGCCAAGAUCCUGCGCCUCAAGCAGACCUCUAGCCUCCACAAGACCUGGGUGCUGCCGGCCAGCGCCUCCGGGUACUCCAUGGGCGGCAAGACUUGGGUCGUCCCCUCGGCCAGCCAGUACAGCAUGGCAGUCCCCAACUCCGAGUCGCUCUACUCCAUGGCGUCCGGCUCUUCCUCUCUAUCAGGAGUGUCUUCCGUGAGCUCGGCGACCACCUCCAGCAGCGGCAGCGGGGGGGACAAGUGCCGCUACCCCCGCCAACCCAUCUCCGGACCCCUCCGCAAGUCUCAGGCCCAGUCGAUGAAGCACCGUCUGCAGGAGUACAAGGAGCCUGUGAGGGUAGAACCACAGGAGAAGCCUCGUCUGCCGCCCAUCCAGGAAUUCCAGAGAGAAUUCCGCGCUGGAAAGGAACGUUCUACUUCAACCAGAAUCCGAUGCGCACAAAAAAUAGUGACUCAGUUGGAGACAACACCCCUCGUGAGCAAUAACAAUAAAACGUACUUCCGAUCACCCCUGAAGCCUCCCAAUAAGGAACCGGAGAAAAAGAAGAAGGUGAAUGAAAAUCAGAAACAACGAGUGAAAGAAGAACGGCACAGAGAUGAGAAACGCAGUGACAAUAAGAAAAAUAACGAAGAAAACAUAGAAAGAGAUCCGACACCUUCGACCAAAGAAGAGAAGUGUAAAAAGGCUGACAAGAGAGAGAAAAAAGAGGAAAAGAAGGAAAGCAAGAAGGAGCCCAAACCCGAAAGGCCCAAGGAGGAUAAGAAAGAGCUGACGAAAGCGGAGAAAAAGGAGAUAAAGAAAGAAGCUAAAGCCGAAAAGAAGAAUGCUAAGAAAGAAGCUAAACUGGAAGCUAAAAAGGAGAAAUGUGAAAAGAAAGAAAAAGUCGAGAAGAAGGAAAAGAGUGACAAAAAGGAUAAGAAGGACGAAGCUGUUAAGAAAUAAUUUACUAUUAAAAUAAUUUGUUUUCAUUAAGAGAGAAAUAUUCACAUUGAUAAAGGUUAAAGUGACAUAAACUGAAAAUGUUUCAAAAAUAGUGAAACACCUCACAAAAAUCUCAAACUAAAGUAAAUUAAUUGAAAGUAAAAUCUUGAAUUAAAUUCAAAGUUACUUUCAGUUUACAAUGUUUUUGAGAUGAGAAAUUUACAAAUAUAUCACAAACAAUUGUUAAUAUUUAUUAAUAUCGAAAUCAUAUCUCCAAUAUUUAAUCGAAAUAUAAACUAGGAUGUACUGAGCAAAGUAUUUUAGUAGCAGUUGUCAGUCUAUUAUAAAUAGUGAGGGGGUACAUAACUGACUUUGCCCACCUCGCAUUGUAUAGUAAAUCGAGAGCAAGGUAGUAAAGCAGACUGAAUCUUAUCUGUAGUAAUAAUUGGAGUAAAGAUACUCUGCAAUAUAUAACAGUUUGCCUAACUUCAAACACACAAUAUACCCUACAAAGUGUAACCUUACAAAACAACAUGUUUGUCGUUGAUAACGACCAAGUCAGGAGUUGAAUAACAAUUAAGUGAGAACGCACUUAAUAUGUUAAAAAUACGUCGGUAACUAAACCACUGUUGAUUUUAUUGGAUUUUACAGUCUCAAAUGAUGUAUGCGUACCGUACUCUUUCUAGCUAUGAGGUAAGUGAAGAAACUUAAUGCGCACGAUAGGUGAAUUAAUUGGUCGUGGAAGGUGUUCCCCUUUUGCUAGACUUUAUAUAUGCUUUGUUCCUGCUCAAAUCAAAAAAUGAGUUUAAAAAAAUCCGCCUAUCACAUCCUGGCAACUAAAUUAUAGCUUAAAAAUACAAAUAUAAAUAUAUAAAUUUAUAUUUUUCAAUUCGAGCUUUCAACAGAACAGUGAAUUGCAUCCUGUAAUCUAGGUUAGUACUUCACUCUAAUACUGGACUAGUUCACAUUUGAGGUUAGUUGAAAAUAUCAGUGUGAAUUGAUUACAUCACGGUCUUUAUCAGAAUUAAAAAUCGUAUUUAACAUUCAAAGGUCCAUCUGUAAGAUAGUUUAUGUCACGUUAACCUGACAAUGUCAUAUUUCUGAGUACGAUUCAACGUUCCUUAUCUGUUACAUUGUCAUGACAAAGUCUAUUUUUUGUAGUAUCCUAGCGGUAUGUGGCUGACAUAUCUUGCUGAUAAGCGAUCUGGAUCGGCAUCAAACAUUACAUAUUGUGCAAUCAAUUUUAAAGUAAUAAUUAAUAGUCAAUUAACUUUUUAUCUUUUCACAAUUUAAUAUAACUUUAACUACAGUAUUGCGUUUUAACGUAGAUAUAAAAUAUACUGUAUUAGACCGGAGUGUUGUUGGACACGAACGAAGAAGAAGAAGAAUCGCCAAAGAGGAAACAGGUCGAAGGGAAGUAGAAUGUGAUAUUGUAGCAAGUGAACAUUGUUUUGUUGUUUUCAGUUGUUAUUUAGAAGAAGAACUUGAGAUAUUAAGCGUUUAAUUUGCAGUGUGUAAUUAAUUAUGGUUUAAAUUACUUUUCGUACAAAACAGUUAAAUAAUCAUUGAUACAUUAUAACAAUUGGCUGACCAGCUGAAAUAAAACACUAAUGUUCUCCAGGAUGUUGUACAUUGGGACAGUGUAAAACGUAUUUUGUAAGUAGUAUUUGCUUACAUUAACGGUUGUCAAAAUAACAGUUUUUUAGUCUAUAAUGAUAGCUGUACUGCGAGUUGUAAAAGGAAGAAUUCUCAACAAACAAAAAAAAACAUUUUUUUUUGUAAACGAAUGCGAUCGUAACGAAUUUUAUUUUUAAAUGUUUUAUUUCAAUCCCACAUGACUAAGCUGUCCCUUGUAAGCUUAUGUUUUUAUUGAAAUUACUAAAGUGACCAUUGUUGACACGAUCUUUUAUUUGGAAAGUUCUCUUUGCCACAAGUAUCAUUUAUUUUAUUUUUUACUUUGAAAGAAAAUGUAUGUCAAUGAAACAUCUUAUUUUCAGAGACUUUCUUUAGUCGAGGCAUAAAUUGGUCUCCAUUCUUGAACAUUUUAUGGAUCUAAUUAUGAAUUAUAAUAUUUCGCAGUUAUGUGUACAACAUUCUGGAGACAGAUUUGGACUUCCAGGAAUGGUGACGAGGCCUUAGUUAGACACUUUGCGUACACUAGCGUAGUAGCGUAAGCGAUAUUUUGUAAUCUUUUGUAGGUUCGCUGUGUAGUAUAGAAUAAGAGAGUUAGUUGUAAUUUUUCAUCUACCCUUUUUUGUAAGCAGAUUGUUGGACUCGAAGGUCGCGUUAAGGUAGAAUGUACUCGUACUUUGUCUGAAGGGCAGUGUAUACAGGCUGGUAUUGAUCUUGUUUAAUUCCAAGUAUUAUUUACUAUGUUUACGCUAAACAGUUUUCUGUUUAAAUCAGCACAAACACAGUCGUGUCUUUCCAUUCUAAACUAGUCGCAAAUGAGUGUAUAAUUUGUUGUUAAUAAAAACUGCUACAGGUAGUUAGUUUCUCGUGAAAAAGAUUAUCAAUCGAUAUCGCAGUGUAUAUUGAAAAUUUUUAUUUCUCAUUUUCACUAUGAUUUAUUCUUAAUUAUUGCAGUAAUAACUCCCAAAAAUUAUUAACAGCAUGGUAAAAUACCAAAUCAAACACUGUAUAAAGUAAGUAAUAAAACUGUUAGUUUAAUAUACACCCGUGAGUUGAGUAAAGAAACUAUCCAGGUAUAGCCUAAGUGUAAAGAUAACAUAAGUUACACAUACACAAUAAAUUAAUUAUCAUAUUAAACUUCACCAGAGUAUUUUUCAGGCCGAAAUAGAUAAGAAAUGUAAGUUUUAUUUUGUCUAUUUUAUCGCAUGUUUGUCUAUUUGUAUUCUUAACAAAUCAACCGUACCCUUCAAUUUAACAAAACUAUCAUGUUUAAAGUUUGCGAAAUUGUCAGAGUAAUCAAGUAAAAAGUUUAAAAAGAUGUCUUUUCUUCAAAAUAACGACCAUAUAAAGUUUUCAAACUGUAAUAACUCACAGUUGUUAUUUUUACUUUUAAACAAUCUUAAUGAAGUGAAAAACAAAAUUUAAACCCUAAGUUUGAUAUAUUCACCAGGCUUAAUGGUUUAUUAUUUCAACCUAUCAAAUCGUUUAGUAAAGAUAGGAAGAAUAACGGAUUUAUGAUCACCCUGUACAAUAUAAGAAAGAAGAAAGCUAUAUUGCCCUUUACAAACCUCAUGAAGAACAGGAAUAGUUGUGUAGAAGGUUUCCAGGGGCGUAUCUAAAACACAGCUUUGUAGGGGAAUGGAUCUGUUAAAGAGCACAUUUAUAGGCCUACCAGGGGGUAUAGAACAAAUAUGAAUAUAUCAACAUUUUUAUUAAUUAGAUAGGCCUAUUUCAAAGUAAAAACAUUUAACUGCCGUAUUUCACUCAAUUUGGAUUGUUAUUAUACGCAUAUUUUUGAAAUAAUUAGAGCUUUGCUUUUAAGGGAUAUAUCCCCAUCAUUCCCCCCCAUAGUUACGCCCCUGACUAUUCCGUCAGUAGACAAAUAUUGUGGUUAGUUUAUUACGUUCUAUUUCAACACCUGCAGUAUUAAAGUUUCAACCCAGACCAGUUCAAGUUCCAGGAACAGACGAAAUCUUUUUAGAGAGAAUAAUAAAAACUCAACGGACAGACUGGUUGGAUGUUAUUGCCUCGACCGCGCAUGCGCAUUAACUGCUUCAUAAUGUCAUACUAGUUUCUUUACUCAACUCACAAUCUGGACCAAAGCCACGUUAUACUAUUAUUAUUUAUUUUCUUAAAUUUCACGAAUUUUGAAGUAAAGUACUGCUGUUUGUUGUAUUUAUACUGAAAUGCUACAAAAAUAAUGAAUAAACGAGGAUAAAUAUAUCUUGAAAAGUAAGUAUAAUAUAAAUUAUUCUUAGUUACUUAUUAAGUUACCGAAUUGAUUGAUUUCCAUUCAAGCCAAUUGUCUUUAUGAAUUGUAAAGCUUAGUGCCGUUUUAUAAAGUCUAUUUUUGAGAGCUGGUGGUUUAAGAAACCUAGCAAUAACAGAACGACGGGACACACGAUCCUAAUUUGUAUAUUCUAAUCUUGAUGUAUAAGAUUUAUUAAGAUUUUUAUAUGACAGCCCGAUAUCUUAGUCUUAGGCCACCAGAGAGUAUGUAGACGUCGAUCGUGUAUAUUAGCCUAUUGGUAUCGGUAAACAUAUUUUUACUUACAGUUUAGAAAUAUCAUUUUUAUAUAGAAACUCGGUGUUAGUAAUAUUAGUUUAUCAGUGUAAGAACACUAUGUUAUAGUACAAUAUUUACGUGUCAUAUUUGGUUGCAUUUAUUUUAUUAAUUGUCUAAUUAGGGUUACUAAGAAUGUUUUCAAAGCUUUUGAAAUCCUUAUUUGAAGGCUAAACAAGACGGAUGAUUACGUAAUAUUUGAUCUGAUAACGAUUACUCAUUCGAACUCUAUCUAUGAAGUGCCUGCAAUUAAGCUCUUCUUUCUUGUGUUUCAGUCUUGAUCUUAAUGAAGUGACAAGGUAAGUUGAGAUCUCUUGGCCGCUUUGUGCGUAUUGGGUCCAGUAAAAGCUGCAUUACUGAGAUAUCCCCAUUCAAGAUUAUUUCUUUGUCACUCCGGACAAGAAACUAAUGACUUUCCCACGCACUUACUUCUAAAAGGUGCUUUGCGCUUGCUGACAGAGUAAAAGGAAAUUCAGGAGGGUUGUUGGUAGGGCUCGCCUCCUGUCGAGAUUCCAUGAGGAGAGAGAGCGGGCCAUUAUCUCGGUCAUGUCACGUCAGAAGAGGGAGGCCAGCUUUGUUCCAUCCUCCUCCAGUAGGGGACAGUACUCCCUCAUGUCUAGGCUAGCAGCAGUCUUUAACACUGAAGGAGGUCCAAAAUAUUAUCCUCCGAAGUAGACAGGACCUAUCGAUCAACCCUUUCACCCCAAUAUCUUGACAUUUUGGUUAAUGAUGGACAUCCAUAGGUUGCCCAAAUGUGACACAUCGCUCCUUGAUGUACCCAGUAUAAGUAUAAACCAGCCCGACAUGAACCUUGGGUUUCACUCAAGGACAUACUUGGGGUCUAUUAUUGGACUUUUAAUCCGGUUUGAUUGUUGGCGGGUUUCAGAAGAACGAUUCGUAAUUUACUUGUAUCAGCCUAAUCCGGCUAAAAUCCACUAGUGGACGAGAUAUCAUUAACCACGAAUAACUUUAAAUUCUAAUUACAUCCAUAAAUAUUUAUUGUCUAAAUAAUAGUUUUGAAUUGGGAUGGUUUUAAAAUCAAAUGUUUUCCUAAAAGCAUACACGUGAAUGCCACAUUUUAAAUCACAUAUUGCCGUUUAUUAGUUAUUGCCUCACGUGUAAUCCACAUUUUAGAAUCGUGAUGCUAGUAGAACCUGGGGUACUUUAGUCCAGAGCUAUAAUCGGCCUCCAAAAAGUAUUCUUAUCGAUGGGAUGUGGAAGUCAGUCAGUACCUCAAAUUUCCUUCGUAAACCCCUCUGCAGCUCUCGGCCAAUCAAGGUUUCUGUUUAGGUCACGUAGUCCGGUCUUGACGAAUUGGUUUUGGUAGACUUAAAGCUCCGUUGAAGGGUCGAGCCUGUUAAGGAAUGUCCUAGAGUUGUUAUUAUAAUUGACGCUCAGAUCCUGGAGGGAGUCCUUAAGAUGGAUGGCUGGCAAGCUUAAAAUAUGGGGGAAUCUGGUGAUGGCACAUAUUUGAGGUUGGGUUUGUGUCAAUACUGCAACUGUAAAAUGCAUAAAACUGCCGUCUUCACUUAUAAAGGACCAGAUUAGAUUAAGGUUGCUUGCUGCAGAGACUAUACAAGUUAACUAUUACUAUUACUUAGUUAACAAUGUAUUCUUAGUAAAUCAUUGUUUUCAACUCAAAAACAUAACACGAAAGUUAUUUCUAAGGAUUCUGACUACCGUCACAACAAAAACCUUCCUAGUAACUCUACACGUAAUCUAUCUAUGAUAGUACGAAACAUGCACAGUGCAUUGUUACAAUUUUGUUUCUCCAGUUUUAGUGUCCAUUUUAUAAGUGAACUACUGUAAAUACAAUGAUCUCACUGCUCUGUUUUGUUUAGUUGUGAAUAGCAAAGUUUAUUUUUCUUGAACGUUCCUAUAAAAUGUAAGGGAAAGAUAACAGGUGGGGUACCAACAGCGAGAUAGUCCCCUUGCAUGUGCCAAACUCUAGUCAUUUGUUAAGUAGGUCAACUUGAGGUUGGUGGUCCAUACAGAGUAAUGUUUUAGGCGAGUAAAAAUGAGCUUUGCUCACAAUUGGGACAAUUAAAACUUUAAGAGACAGCUACGAUUUGGAGACAGAUUGUUCCUGAAAAUAAGAAAUGAUGUCCUUCAAAUUCAAGUGGAACAUAGAUUUAUGUAUUUUAUUAGUUAAAAUUGCAUACAAUUUAAAAGAGACACACGCUUGGUGCAAUGAAAAUUUGCCAAUCCUAACCAAUUAACUCAAUUGAUCCUUGAUCUUUGCACGUUUGGUAGACCUGAUGCAAUUGCCCAGGUUCAAAUCCUGUUUAUGACCCAAAAAUUUUUCACCAGUACUAUUGUACUAUACUGACCACUUCUUGGUCUAUUUGACAAUCUUCUUGCACACGUCAAUGUUCCCU